Molecule: messenger RNA, 6772 nt
Organism: Ctenopharyngodon idella (grass carp)
Lineage: Eukaryota; Metazoa; Chordata; Actinopteri; Cypriniformes; Xenocyprididae
Product: AP-4 complex accessory subunit RUSC2
Exons: 11
Coding region: 2308-5865 (1185 amino acids)
Cellular component (GO): cytoplasmic vesicle
Source: RefSeq, a predicted model, not a curated record
CAUUGAUCAUUCUCCUUAAAAUUAAGUCUUUAACUACUAUGUAAUAACAUUUCAUCAUUAGAUACAAUGCACUUAUUGUGUACAUACAUGUUUUUACAUUGUACUUAAUGCAUGUAAUUACAGAUAUAAUUAAUGUCUGUAAUUACAUUCAUACUUAAAUUGUUGACGCUUCCCUUACACCUUAACCCACCCUUAAACCUACUCAUACCACCAAACCUCUCCUAAACUUACCCGUAUCCCACCUCAAUAGCAGCAAAAGUGUUUUUGUUGUUCUUUGUAUUUUCUUAUAAAGAAAAUGUUAACAAGAACAUGUCUCUUUUGGAAACUGCAUCUGUAAGAACACUUCGUAAAGCUUGUCCUUACUAACAAUGUUACAUAGUUUUGAGCUUUCUUCCAAGUAUGCUGACUGACAAACAUUGACAUUUGAUUGAGCCCAGUGCUCCGAUUAUCAUCAUGUUUUGUUCAUGUCCAUAUCUAAACGAAAUGACUACAAGAAAACAAGGCUCUUUUUGUCAUUGUUUUCUGCUUGAGUGCACUGGAUGAGCUUGAUGAAAAUGUACAGGAGGUUUGAGUGACAGGCUACUUGUCCUAAUGAAGCUCUGAAUGAUGUGUACUCAUCAACCUAUGCAAAACAUUAGAUGCAGACAAUUAUAUUUACUGUACAGUUAGUUAUUAUACUAUUCAGUAAACAAGGGUUAAAAUACUAUUUAGAGUACAAUUUUCCUUUAGCAUAUAUUAGCUUAUAUAAUGUGACAGAUACAUUUGCAUAUAUGCAUAAUUUAGUAUAAGCUACAGCUGUUCUUGAUUCAAAACAGUGGCAUAAAAAUAUUUUUGAGACAUCUUAUAGUUAUACUGAUUUAGGUCAGUAGGUUAACAGAAAAGCCAGUGAGCUUUUUGAUAUAUAAUCUGAUGAGCUUGUUGUUGUUUACCAUGUGUAGGGUGGAUACAAUCAUGAGCUUUUCCCCAAUGGGUUGUUGAACUGAAAGACAGAGGCAGUCAGGCGAAAGGAUUUAGCCACCUUUCCUAGCAGUGCCUACACCAGAUGUUUGUGAGAUUAUCCAUAUCCAUGCGUCAUCAAAGGCAAGCAUCUUUCAACUCAUUACUAGAGGGACGUAGGGGUGGAUGAGAUCAACCAAAACAGAUGAUUACUGUGGCAGCCAAUUUUUCCUGUAAUCUAGCUCAAAGAUCCUGUAUAAUACAGCUCCUUCAUUAUUAAAAGGCAUAACUAUUAAGAUUAUAAAAUAUUAAAAGAUUGGUUCACCCAAAUUAUGAAAUUAAUGUUUCAAGAUUCAUAAAUAACUCCGGUCGCAGAAGUUAACAGCUCAAUGGAUAGGAAGAUUAUCAAUAAAUAAUGACUUAUUCCUCAAAUUUGCUCCUUAAAUUAUUAUUAUUAUUAUUAUUUAUUUAUUUUUAUUUUUUGAAGAUUUGGAAUAUAGAGUCAUAAGGACCACUUACUUAAUGCUUUUGUGUCUCUUUUUGAGGCUUGUAAGCUCCAGUUGCCAUUGUAAUUGCAUGGAAAAGAGCAACCAGCACAGUCUUCAAAACAUCUUCUCUUGAGUUCCACAGAAGAAAGUAAGCCAUAAUAACAUGAAGGUGAGUAAAUGACAGAAUUUCCUUUCUAGAAAUAUUCCUUUAAGCUUCUCGAAGGAAAUGGGCUUUCUACCAUUAUAUUUUCUAUGUGAGAGAUCUGAUUAAUUUUAAAACAUUAGUUUUUCAUUCAGGAUCUCAAUUUUCUGUUCCAAGUCUUCUAUGAGUCAGUGUUCAAUCCCCCCACCCACCCCCCAUGCUGAGAGCAGAGACAAAUCUGCCAUCCCCUCAAAUAUGAUCCCUCAACAACAAACCACUGAGCAUGCUCAGUGGGGUCUGUGAUGCUGUUGCUAUAGGACUGUGGGGCUCAGAACCACUGUACAAGGGAGGAGGGAAGGUAUGAGGAACAGAUGAGCUGUGAGAAGUGCAGAGCAGAAAAGUGUGACUAAAGCGGAACUGCAAGAGGGACGUUACCCAUUUCCUAUCUUUUCAUUUUUUAUUUUUUAUUUUUCUUUCCUUAGUCUCUGCUGAGUGGAUGUAGAGCAUUAGGUUGUGAUCAUGCGGUGUGUUUGCUCCAGUUACUGUACAGACAGAAUGAGAGUGACUAUGUGCUGGCUCUCGGAUUGAUGGAGCUUUACGGCUGGAUUUUUGCUUGAAAGCACUGAAAAUGCAGACAUCUGAGGUUACAAGAGAUUCCUUUGAGAUGUGCAUUCACUGUGUUUGUCACUUAACCAGCCUGCUAUGCAAAGACUGAUGCUUUAAAGCGCUGGUGCUUAGAAAAUGGAUGUCUCCCCAAAGUCAGGAGAAACUCUGAUUGUGUGCCACAUCCAUGGCCACUCUGUUGGGUGGCACCUAUAUAACUCGGUACAGACAUCUAGGCAGCCACGCUCUCAGAAUUUAACCCACAGUAUAUCCCUACCUGAGAGAGGAGAUCUGCCGAGGGAAGCACUUGACUAUGGCAGUCUAAGCCACACAAGGAAGUCAAGUUCAACAGAAACAGCAGAAAAGAAGGUGACUGAAAAUUCUAGAGGCUAUGAAUCGUUCCCAGUGCUUUGUGUUUUGUCAGAGAACUCUCCAUCGUCCAGUCCUCAACUAAAUAAAGAGCCAUCCCAUUGCAGAAGUAAUGCCAGAUGGCAAAACCUCUUCAUCCCUGAAUCAGAAGUGAAUGAGGACGAAGAGGAUGAGGACUCGGAUGGAGACAACUUGCAUAAGUACCAUGAGGGGUCAUCCCUUCAACUACAAGGAAAUGUGACUCAGAGUAAUAUGAAUCCUUUUAGCCAAGCCAAAGAAAACAAAGAACAAGGGAGAGAGCUUGGAACAUGUUGCAGGGAUUGUGGGGAUAGCAAAGGAACCCCUGUUUUAAUGGAAUGUGAUGAACAGGAUUGGGGUGAUGAGGAAGAGUUUAGCAAGCAAACUCUUGAGGAACCUGGAAGCUGGGCUCCAACUGAAAAUCUUAUUGAAUCCUUUACUCAAAACCAAACAGACUAUAUCACUGACUCUUCCUGUAAUAGCUCAGAUGGAGUACUAGUUAACUUCAGUGCCAUAUACAACAAAACCAACAAUGCAGUUCCUGCAACUCCACUUAGCCUAGAUAGUCCUGUUCACGGAUCAGGUGCAAUGUUACAAGACAGUUCAAACCCUUUGCCUAGCUGGUCAUCUCACAGCACUGAUCCAAACUGCAACAUCUAUCCAUCCAACUCUGAUGGCUUCCCAUCAAUGGAAAUUUCUGACCUCACCAUGUGUCUGCAGAGUCAGGCACGUUUAGCAGGUUCCACCCAGAAUUACUAUAAACUAGUGACAUGUGACCUAUCAUCCCAGUCUUCACCCAGUCCACCCUGGUCCUCUUUGACCAGUUUCUCUGAGACUCAAAGCCAGGGAAGCUGUUCUCCACCUUCAGAAUAUUUCCUUUUUGGACAUUCAGCGGGAGAUGAAAGGAGGAAGCCACAGUUUGACCAAAGUGAACACCAGGGUGAUGAAGCGAAGAAUAAUAGACGAGCCGCUAAGGACCAAUCUAAGGAAACAAAAGAGACAAUGGCACACAUAAAAACUUGUCAAUCUGCUUCAAGAGAACAUGGUAGUUGUAAUUACACCAAGACUACUCAGUCUCAAAGCUGGACUGGCAGCCAGAAAUGUUCUACCUUAUUGAAGCUGGGAGCCCUACAAAACAGCUGUCCCAGCAAUUUAGACACAAACUUAUCUUCACCUCUGUCUAGGCAACAUGCCACCACUUUUGUAGAAAUUGUCCGAAGUAAGAAGGGAAAUGGAGAAUCAUCUAAGAGCAUAGAGGAUCCAUCAGGCUCACACUUCCUCCAUAAUCUCUCCUCCAUCCAGAAACAGGAUUAUUCAGAGAUGGCAGCAGAGUCACUGAGUACUGACAGCAGUAGUCAGUCCAAUCCAGAAGGUGCAUGUACUUCAUCCCCAGAAGUUGUGCGAUACACAAAAGCACAAAGGCCCACCUUUCUCCCCAUCCAGCCCUUUGUGCUUCAGGCACCCUCAGGAAAACAGAGCAAGACUCUUGGUUCUCUUCUCAAUCAGUACAUCAUCCACAAGUACAGCAAGCCUGGUCCAUCCAAAGCUACUUGCAAAAGCAAGGUACAUCCACUCCAUAUACAACCCUCACCUCUUGAGAGUUCCUCUAACAUUCACCUGGAGGCAGCAACCAGUUCAGACAGUUGUUCCACCUGCACAUCAAGUCCUAUUUUGCCCCAUAACCGCCCCCAUUGUACUCAGCCCAGCACAAUGUUAGGGCUCAUUCACCAGGACUUGAUGAACAGAACAGAAAUGAACAGAAAUUUGAGUCCAAAUAUGAGAUCAAGAAACCCUCAAAGCCCAGAGCAAACAGACGGGAGUCCAAAGGCCUGCUCAAGUCAAAGUCAAAAACAAUCUUGGUCUGGAAAACAAGCUUCUCAGAGUUGUCUUCCUGAGCAGGUUCCCCUUGUUCAGGAGACCACAGAUCCUCUGGAUGCAUCCCACCCUUUACAUCAAAGCUCCUCCCCUGCCAUUACCUCAGUCACCUCCUUGACAUCUAUCUCCUCCCUCAUCUCUCUACCCGGCACUGGACAGAAAUCCCUUUGGCCUUUUGAAACAGCAUCACAGGUCUGCACGAAUGAAGAACCCAAGACCAACACUCACUACAUCUUUGGGCCAAGGAGAUCACCUUGUGUUAUGAGGGAACGUCAACACAGUGACUCAUUCUCCAUGACUGACAGACCCCCUGAGGAGUUCUGCCUUUCCCCAGAAGCCCCUUCAGAUAUUCUUUCAAUUGAUCUUCUGCACAAGAGAAGUAUGUUGAAAGCUGUGAGUUUGGCAGUGGAUCUAAUAACAGCUCAUUUCAACUCAAGACAAGACCCAGGGGAAAAGAUCAGACUGGGAAACAGUUCACUGUGCACCACAAUCAGCCACCUUGUCCUUAAACAGCUCUACCCCGCAAUCCAGAACAUUCUUCAAGAUGGUUUGAAAGCAUAUAAAUUGGAUUUGAUUAUUGGAAAGCGACGCAACAAACUAUGGAACAUCGUAGAAGCCACGGCACAACCAGGCUCAUCUACCCGACUGCCUGACAGCUUGGUAUCUGUGGUAAAAAAAUGUUCCGAGUUAUCAAGUCGCAUGCGGCUCAGUGCCUUCAUCAUAGAUCUGCUAAACUUGCGUGCUAUGGAAUUCUGGAUCCAUCAUUUAUACACUUGCGUAGAUGUUGUAACGGAACACUAUCACCAAUGGGGUUUCUUGGCUCUGGCCCAGGGGCCAAUUUAUGGACCACUGUUCCAUGAGCUGCUUCUUUUGCUGCAGCCACUCUCCCUGGUGCCCUUUGACCUCCAUCUGCCACCUGAACAUAACCUUCAAAGUAGGGAAACUCAAAAGCACAGAGCACCUCUGCCUCAUCGGCUUCUUGCCCAGUCAGCUCAGUUUCUUCAGAUGAGCUCUAUCCAGAUGAACAGCAGAAGUUCAACAUGUCACAGUGAUGUUAGUAAAAGGGUAACUGAUGGAUUUGGAAUCAAUCAGACACCCACCUCAGAGAGUGGAACACAGAAGAAAGAAUAUGAAGGAAAUGAAAUGGAAAGUAUUGAGAUGCCACUAUCUUCAACAAGUUCUCUGGAGGACAAACACUUCAGUGAGCUGCGUUGGGCCAGACUCUUUGGCUCUGGAGUUGGAACCCCAGUUGGGCCACAGAAGGCGCAAAAGAGCAUUAGUGGAUCUCCGAGAAGUAGGCGGCCCUCAGAAUGGCUGAAGCUUGGUGCAUCAAAAGUGGAUCUGCUAGCACAGUCAGUGUGGACAAGGAAAUGGCCAGAGGCUCAUCUAAGUGUUAACCAUGACAGAGAACAGCAAAUAAAGAUGAAAUAUUAACUCUUAAGAACCUACAAGGAGUCUGAUUUCAGCUAGACAGAGUAGAAGCACAAUUAAUCCAAAAUAAAAAAUCACCUGAAUGACAUUUUAACCUUACACAGUGAACUGAUGCACUCUGUACAACCCAGUGCAAGCACACCAUAUCUGUUCCUGGACAGAAUGUUGCCAUAGUGAUUUACCAAUCAGGAGAAUUUGUAUUAUAACUUUGUCUUUAAAAGGUAUCAAAAUAUUCAGUAAGUUUUUUUUUUAGAUUAAAUUAAUAACACAAUCAAAGUAUUGUGCAGAGUAUAUAACAUGGACAUAUAUUGUCUGUCAGCAAUCAAGCACAAAACUGGAACUGAGGUCCCCAGAAGUCUUUUCCAACCAAUCCCUGCACUUUAUCCCUGUCUCAGGUCUUUAGCUGUCAUGUCAUCUAGUCAUAUCAUUUCUGUUGCUGUUCAACUAUGUGGCUUUAUAAAAAAAAGUACAUUUCCUCAUACCUAUCAUUCCUAUUCAAAAUAGUUUCUAUUUCUAGCGAUUUCCAUGCAUGAUAGCAUAAAUGUAUACACAUGAAAAAACUAAUACUGUAGUUUUCCUUUUUCGUAUUCAGUGAAUUACAACUGCUGGUUUUAUUGCAUUUUUUUUUGCACAAUGAAAUCUAUUUAAUAUAGCAAUUUUCUUUGAUAAAUAUGCAUGCUGAGUAGCUUUAUAUUACUUAUUUAUUACUUAACGGCAGGACUAGUUAAGUAGCGAUAUUUAUUGAUGACCACAUUUGCCCUGAUGUUAGAGAUGCAAAGAUGGACAAGAGCCCAUUAAGAGGACGGUUUGAUUAUGAGUGAGUUUUAACAGCAGUGUUUUUUCUAUUUCCUGAUAUUAAAAUUGUGCCUGAUUGGAACCUUGUGAUAAUAAAGAUUUGUUGAGUCAUUAA